Messenger RNA from Cyprinus carpio (common carp), 1657 nucleotides. RefSeq names its product zinc finger, AN1-type domain 2A (gene zfand2a). Gene Ontology annotation, biological process: proteasome-mediated ubiquitin-dependent protein catabolic process; protein targeting to ER. Gene Ontology annotation, cellular component: cytoplasm; endoplasmic reticulum. The record is from RefSeq and is a predicted model, not a curated record. Lineage: Eukaryota; Metazoa; Chordata; Actinopteri; Cypriniformes; Cyprinidae. Gene Ontology annotation, molecular function: zinc ion binding.
UGUAGCAGCUUCACACCCCCAGCGAUGACAUCUCAAAAAAACAGCAGUCGACUACAAAACCCCAAACACCGCGGCUGCGUUCGGCUCACAGAUAAAAGCUUUAACUAGAUAACGAACGCCAUAACGUUACCCAAGGAGGAUUUGCGCACAAUUUCGUCAGCUGCUGAGCGCUUGUCACCGCUGUGCCAUGGAGUUUCCAGAUCUCGGGGAGCACUGCUCGGAGAAGAGCUGCAAACGUCUCGAUUUUCUUCCAAUGAAAUGUGAUGCCUGUGAAGAAAUUUUCUGCAAAGACCACAUAACUUAUGCAAAUCACAAGUGCACUUCAUCAUAUAAGAAGGAUAUCCAGGUCCCUGUAUGUCCGUUGUGCAACACCCCCAUUCCCAUUAGAAGAGGGGAAAUGCCUGACAUCAAAGUUGGGGAACACAUAGACAGAGACUGCAAAUCUGACCCUGCUCAGAGGAAACGAAAGAUCUUUACAAACAAAUGCUCCAAAGGUGGCUGCAAGCAGAAGGAAAUGAUCCGGGUGACAUGUGACCAAUGCCACUUGAACUACUGUCUCAAACAUAGACAUCCACUCGACCAUGACUGUAAGACUGACGGCAAGCCAGUCUCCAAAUCAGGGCAUGCUGCUCUAAUGAGAGCUCAAGCCCCUUCUUCCAGUAAUGCUGCGGCAUCAUCCACUAGAGGGAACUGUAGGACCAUGUCCAAUGGAGUAACUGGAACUAGACCUCAGAGCAGUAGUGCACAAAGGAUAAAUGCUGCGUCUUCUCCGAUGGUGUCUCCAACAGCGCAGAAUGUAAUUCCCCCAUCAGCGUCAUUUCAAGUCGGCCUGACGGAGGAGCAGGCCCUCCAGAGAGCAUUGGAAAUGUCACUGGCUGAAUCAGCUCGGGCAAGCCAACCUACUCUAAGCCCUCAGGAGCAGGAGGAUCUGGCCUUAGCUCAGGCUCUCGCUGCUAGUGAAGAAGAAUACAGGCGACAGCAGCAGAGACAACAGGUAGCCAGAAACCUUAGCAGUCAGUAGCAUUCUAUGCUAACAGGACCUCUUCUAGGGAGGAGUUGUCAAAGAGACCAGCUGCUGCCUGUCGUAAUGUGAGGUGGCACUGACCAGCUGUAAUCUGCCUCAAUCUGCACACAAGCACCAAUAAUGUCCCAGUGAGCUGCACAUGUCUAGUGGAUUUCUGAGUCCAGCAUAUGAAGCUUCUACUUCCCAAGUCAACACAUCUGACGGCUGUUAUGUUGCCGUUGUUUUUCUGUUUCGCGUCACUCUGUAUUGUGCUUCUUAGAUGGGCAAUUGUGCCGUUUUGGCAAGUGGUGCUUCAUGUAAAUAUUUUAUAUAUCUAUCAUGUUAAUCUGUCAGUCAAUCUAGAUGUCUUUUGAAAUAAAUUAUUUUAAAGUGUUUAUUUCACUCUCUGUUGAUCACACCUCUUAACCAGAACAUUACACACUUUAGUCUUCAUUAUACAUUUUAUUUUAAGAGUGGAUGUUAUACAUAAGCAGUGUAAAAGUGUGGUCACAUUAGAGACAUUUGAGAUUUUGGGUGCAAAAUGGGAGCUAUGCCUCUCUGCCGGGAUGAAUGUGGUUCAAGAUACCAGUGUAUAUAUUGAUACAAGACAUCUUAUCAGAACUGAUGGAGCAAUAAAUUGUUUCUUCAAUUUUA